Molecule: messenger RNA, 1002 nt
Organism: Ctenopharyngodon idella (grass carp)
Lineage: Eukaryota; Metazoa; Chordata; Actinopteri; Cypriniformes; Xenocyprididae
Gene: mllt11
Product: MLLT11 transcription factor 7 cofactor
Exons: 2
Coding region: 175-429 (84 amino acids)
Biological process (GO): positive regulation of DNA-templated transcription; positive regulation of release of cytochrome c from mitochondria; apoptotic signaling pathway
Cellular component (GO): nucleoplasm; cytosol
Source: RefSeq, a predicted model, not a curated record
GGCGGGACUAAUGCAAAUCGCCUACUAGUGAUGUUGGGUGCGGUUGGUUCAUGCUGAGCAGCCGGCUAGAAGAUUGAGCCCAAACAGCAUCGUCUAUUCUUCUUCAAAUCUGAAUUACGACAAAACAGCUUGUAAUUCCAAGAGAAAGAACCCGAGCACAUAUUAGGGAUCGAAAUGUUAGACAAAACCAGCAGCCAGUUCAACUCCUUCCUGUUUUGGAGGCAGCCCAUCCCAUCACUGGACCUGUCAGAGCUGGAAGACCUUGGCUUUUCUAUGCCCAAGUCCAAGGAAGCAAAGUCAACCAAGAGCUUUCCAAAACCCCCAGGACAGGAGGAAGAAGAUUUGGAGUUGUCGAAGUACUCCACAUUCAACUUCUGGAAAGAGCCCAUCGCUAGUAUUGAUAUCUUGGAUUUCAACCUGCUGUUAUAAGACACUGAAAUGCAAUUAUCAGUUCCCGCCCAAAUCUGUGUUUAAUACCACUGUGGUUCCACCAAUUCUGUACUCCGAUCUGAUAUUGAUGAAUUGAUUACAAGAGUCGUGUAUCAUGUCUUUCUUGUGAAGCCAUGUCAGUACAACUGUGAUAACUUGUGCUAAAACUAUUAAGGCAUUACUGAAUAUGGAUGUUAUUUACACUAUUUAGUACUUUACUGCCCUGUAAACUCUACAUGACUGCUCAAUUAGUUGUGCGCAUGAAAUAAGAUUAAGAUAUUCAGAUCCUUAAUCUGCCAAUUCAUUUCAUGGUAAAGGCAAGGGGAUUCAGAACAUAGUAAAUCUUAAACUGUAUAAUAUUAUUGUAUGGCAAAUUAUUUGUAAUAUUAAUGCAUACAGUAACUUUACUAGUUUAAACUAAAAUUUCACUUAAAGCUGUUUUUGUAUUAAACCGAGGUCAAUGUUAAAAGGCACAGCUAGUGCUUUUCACUGUUUCCCCCCCCUCACCACCAUGUAUGAUGACAAAUGUCAGAUGCCAAUUAAAGUGAGCUUGCUGCUAAAUGAAUAAAAAUG